This is a messenger RNA of Mesorhabditis spiculigera, 1122 nucleotides long. The record is from the annotation of a GenBank genome assembly. Lineage: Eukaryota; Metazoa; Nematoda; Chromadorea; Rhabditida; Rhabditidae.
AUGGCUGCAAAAUUAGCCUAUACAUUAUUUUCCUUUUCCUUCCUAUUUUCAUUAGCCGUCGAUGGGAUCGUCGUGGAAUUGCGUGGACCAUCUAGCGCUGAGCGUCGAUUGCAUUACGACAUGUUAUCGUCCUACUCAUCAGGAUCAUUACGCGAUGAAAAGGGCAUCCCAACUAUUGGCCCCUACGUCAAGGGGUUGUCCAUUGGAACUCCCUACCAACCGAUGCAAAAAAUCUCGCUCACAACGACGAGCGCUGAUUUGCUGAUAUUCAGCAAGAAUUUCACACGGCCCGCCUGGGCGUUUGAUGAAGAGGCUUCCGAUACGUUCGAAUGGAUGAACAGCACCUAUACAAAUUUAACGGCUACGGUGGAUGGGUCACAAAUGAGAAUGAAUGGAAGGGUGUGCAUGGAAUCCUUUCAAUUCAACCACGAGGUCGAGCUGUUUCAAGACUAUAUCCUCUAUUUUGCGCUAAUCGACAGCGCCUCGAACAAUUCGAAUGAAUACCCCGGAAAUGGAAUAUCAGGGAUUAUGGGAUUGGUGGCAUUUCUGAAUGAUGCGGAUUACGAAAAAGGAGUCACACUCAAUUCUUAUACCUGUGAUCAGGGAGGACUGCAAGAAACGGUGGGUAUCUUCUCAGUGUCAGCCCAUCUUGACUCUGCACAUUGUGAUCGUCGACAAUAUAUCGAAACUCCGAUCUACUACGAUGAACAGUGGAGCCUUCACAUACCGAGCUUUACCUACAAUGGUUAUGAUUCGAAAAAGGGAACAAUUGCAACGAUAAAUAUCCAACAGUUGGCUCUCGGAAUGCCGGACGAUUUGUAUGCGCAAGUUGCAAAAGUACUUGGCGUUGAUCCGUCCGCAAAUUUUCCGUACAUCGAUUGUGAUGAGGAUUUUCCGCAAAUUUCUCUAAAGCUGACCAACGGAACGGUAACACUGGGAGCAACAGCGUACAUCGACAAAUUCGCGGACUUCCCCGCUACUUGCCGUCUCAUCGCGUACCCGAUAAAGGCCACCGGAUUCCUCAAUGCAUGGGUUUUCGGCUAUUCGGUGAUGGUAGACCAAUGCCUAUUCCUUGGAUGGGAUCGCCGAGUUGUCGGCUUUGCCCCAGCAACCGCCAAAUGC